Paramecium primaurelia is the source of this 417-nucleotide messenger RNA. The record is from the annotation of a GenBank genome assembly. Lineage: Eukaryota; Ciliophora; Oligohymenophorea; Peniculida; Parameciidae.
AUGAGUUUCUAAAUUUAGAAUAUAAUCUUAAUUCUAAUUAUUAAAUAGAGAGUAUUAAAGUAAAAUAUCUUUUUAUCUUUAAGAAUAAUUAUAUAUCACGUUAGACUUUAUAUUAUUCACUUCUAAAAUUAAAUUAAAAAUGAAUCAAAUUUCCCAAAACAUCCUAGUUCAAAAAUUAAUAGACUAUAAGUUAAGGUAAAAUGAAAUUGUUUAUAGAUUCAUAGAAAGAACAAAAACAAGAGAAAAUCGAGUCCUUAGUUUUCACCCCCCAAAAUGCCAAUUUCUUAGAGAUAGACAUCAUCUUCCAAUAGUAAUGCGUAUUCCAUUCAUUAAAAAUUGAAAUCAAUUCAAAGUGAAGAGAAAGUAUUCAUUCCUCAGGCUAUACCACAGUCCCUGAUUUGCUCGAUCUAUUAAGCC